Messenger RNA from Cladophialophora immunda, 2228 nucleotides. RefSeq lists its product as uncharacterized. Lineage: Eukaryota; Fungi; Ascomycota; Eurotiomycetes; Chaetothyriales; Herpotrichiellaceae. The record is from RefSeq and is a predicted model, not a curated record. The coding region runs from base 437 to 1621 and encodes 394 amino acids. The transcript has a single exon.
GAAACUGGUAACCUACGGCAGGUCCCGGCCACACCCGCCAUAUUGCUCUUCUGGCUUGUUGUCUCCUCCGUCCUCACAAAUCCGCCGUAGCAUGUACGACUGGGGCCGCGCCAUCACCUGCGCCUGGUCCUUCCCCCGUGCAAGAUGGCUAGAGGAGGUUGACAUCGCCCUUGUCUGCCUGUGGAGUGACCUUGUCACUCAAGUCUGUUUGCUUUUGGGCCUCAUCACCAAUGAUCGCAAUGGUCUGGCUUCCUUUUGAUAUGCCGCGGGCGUUGCUACCUCUGGGUCUUUCCAUUGCCGUGGCUUCAUCACCUUGCACCUCUUUGAAAUAUUUCUCUUUUAUCAAGACUUAGAAUUGCUUCCCAUAUCAUUUCCAGACCAACACCACUGUCCUACUUCACAACAUCUUCUGAGCAUUCCACAUCUUUCCAAUAUCAUGCCACGACUUACCCCAGGUCGGAUCUGGUCGAAGGGAUCUGCUACUUCUCAGAGCUCCACCUCGACCCGCAGCGACCAGUCCAGCCAUUCCAGCCUCUCCAGUCACACUCAAUAUACCACACUCACGUCCUGUAGCGACACCAAGCCUAUCAUCAAGCAGUACCACAGCUAUGAGGAGCGUGCGGUCGUUGAGGCGGCCAUGGUCAAUGCCGACGAAUAUGAACAAGACCCUCGAGCAUCAACCGAAACAUAUACCUCAACAGUUGCUUCUGAGACUGAUUCAUCGAGACCUCCGAGCUUAUGUCCCUUGAUGAGACAUAUAUGUUACAAGCCUGAUGCGAUCGCCACCACUCCUAUCGAGUUCGGGGAGCUAUUUCCAUCCACAAGAAGAAUUCUUAUUCAACACGACGACACCACUCCCGACGGAAAUCUGAAUCUUCGCAUCGACACUGAGUUGACCAUCUCCAAAGGGCACAAGCUGAAAUUGACUCUCUUCCACCUGCGCAUGUACGAUCUCGCCGAACGCCAGUUCUCACUUCGUCGAUAUCAGCGGCAGUCGGGUCGGGAAGUCUGCAACUCGAAGCGGAAGUAUCUGAAACCAGUUGCCCAGCAAUCAUCAUCUUUGCCCUCCUCGCCCCGGCGGCGGUCAUUCACCUCGACUCUUGCAAAGCUGAAUUUCAGAGCACUAAAGAGCAAGCCUGAGCCCAAGCCGGCUCAAGAGAUGCGAGACGAGGAGUCGGACGAUGAUUUCAGUUCUUUCGCUGCCCAAGUUGAUGUCAAAGCGACGAUCCCCACGGAUACCAUCAGAGUCGAAUUUUCCAAUUAUGCCCAAGUCGAAUUAGAGCGGCGUAAGACAGGAGACGGCAGAUAUGAGUUUGAGUAUUGGGGUGAGCGGUAUUCCUGGAGGCGGAAUAUCUAUCGGGAUGAAUCAGAGCUGGUGUUCUCUUUUGAGCUGAUCACGUCGUCUUCCGGGGCCUGCAUUGCCCAUAUCACUCCAGACAAGUUGUCACAGAGACAAAGCAGGCAAGAAGCGGCGCUGGGUGGUUGGAUUCCACCGUGUAGCCUACGGCUCACGGAGAAGGAAAUCUCGAAUGACUUGGGAGACGUGAUUAUGGCCACCGGACUCAUGACCCUUGUGGAUGACUGCAUCAAAAGACACUGGCACGAGCCACACCGCUCCUAAUCCAGGAAGAAUUGAUCAGCCUCGGAUCGCACUUUAUUGACUGGUUCUCUUUGUUCCCCCUCAACCUUUUGUUCAGCCUGAACACAAACUCGGGAAUGGAUUUCCCAUUGCAGCGGUGUUACACAGCUACUGGCGGUGUGGGAUGCAUGCUGAAGACCAAAUGUAAAGGACAUGAGUGAUGGACUCUCGGGGAGUUGUCAGGAUGGAAUCCGUCACAUUUUUCUUGUACAGAAUUUGCAUUGGGCCAACGCGUGGCGGAAGAUUGAUCUGGGCAGGAAUGUCUGGACACAUUUGGGCUGGUCAGCGCAGGGGACAAGGCUUGAACAACGUAAAUCAGGACGCACAGGACACGACAUGACCAGAAGGGAUGGGUCCAUUCCGCAUGACUCGUGUUCCACAGGAUGAGGGGCUCUAAAUGUAUAGCUAAACGGAUGACUUGACGCGAGUAUAACGGAUACUGUGUCCACGCUUCGGUGGGAUGAAGCUGUACAAAUGAAAAGCAUAAUUUGAUGUACUGAGACCUGACAAGGCCAUCACUGGAGUCUGACUGGGUUGCUGGGUUUCUGGGUAUGAGACCUAGGUAUUUAGGUGUCUAGGUGCUCAGAGG